GGCGAGAUCAGAAAAAGUGUCGAAACACGAUUUUCUUAAACAACAACGCAGACGAUCGAAAUAAAUGAUGGAAUUCUGUCACCGCGAACAUCCGAACGUGGCUUCAGAACCGGAAGUGACGCAGCGGACAGCAGAUGUGCAGCAGGUACUGGGAGCUAAAGAGGACCAGAAGGACCAAGAUCACCCACAUAUUAAAGAAGAACAGGAGGAACUCUGGACCAGUCAGGAGGAAGAGCAGCUUCAAGAACUCCAGGAGGAUGAUGUCAUCAAGUUCACAUUGAAAACUGAAGAUGAAGAGAAUCCACAGUCAUCACAGCUUCUUCAGCUCCAAAUGGAGGAGAGCAGGGAGGUGGAGCUUCGAGGCAGCAGAUCAGUGGAACACAUGAAAUCAGAAGCUGAUGGGGAAGACUGUGGAGGACCAGAACCAGGCACAACCACAGAUCCGGUUGCAGGUGGCAAGACUCCACAUUUUUCUGAUACAGACACUGACAACAGUGAUGACUGGAAGGAGUCCAGAGAUGCUCAGUCAGGCUUGAACUCUUCCAGAAAGGACCGUGUCUCUGUAAGUCAGUGCAUCUCAAACUCUGUUGCCAUGGGCCAGAAUCCAGCAUGCUUUCCAUUUCUCCCAACUCUCCUCACACCUGCCCCAGGUGUCAGUUGCCUCCACUCACCUCACCUGAGUGAUGGAGAACUCAGUCAAGAGCGGAGAUUAGUGGGAAACGUGCUCGGCGCUGGCCUUCAGGAUCUGAGAUCCAGAACCACUGCUUGCCCUGAUAAGAGUUCUAGUCCUGACAUGAAACCAUUCAGCUGCUCUGAGUGUGGGAAAAGGUUUUGGUACAAAUGGGAUAUGAAGUCACACAUGAGACGUCAUACAGGAGAGAAACCCUUCAGCUGUUCAUUUUGUAUGAAAUGCUUUCGCCUGAGUGGACAAGCUGACAAACACGUGAGAGUUCACACAGGAGAGAAACCAUAUGUCUGCUCCGUUUGUAAUAAAUGUUUUACACAAAAAACUCAUCUGACCAACCACAUGACAGUCCACACCGGAAAAAAGUUCCGUUGCAGCGUUUGUGGGAAAAAAUACUGUAGAAAAUCUUAUUUGAAAAACCAUAAGUGUGUUGAUGUUGCAGACGCUGACAUUAAUCCUUUGUAAAGUCUUCUGCUUGUUAAUAUUCGGGUCUGAGUCGAUGUUUUGUGUAUCAGCAUCUGAAACAAGGUCACACGAAGGGCCGGCUGCCUGCUGCAGGACAUGUCUCGCUGAUGGACAUGUCUCACUAAUGGACAUCUCCCACUUCUCAAGGUGACAUUAAUGACUUUAAAAACCACAUCACUGUCGUCUCUUUAAGGGAAACUGCUCGGUCAUUGUGGAUGAUUAACUGAUUGUGGAGACUCGGGGCUGCACUCUUUGACCCUGAGCCUGAGGAGGCGGAGCCACAAUCCACAGACAGAAUCAAGAUUUUGUGUUUGUCUUGAGCGCUCUGGAACUGUGUGUCCUUUUUUAACGCUGUUUGAUUUCUUUCCCACGUCUGUGUGGUCAUGUUUCACGAAGGACCGCCUCCACGCACCUCAUCGCAGCACAUUUACACUGUUUGGACUCUCAGCCAUCUCUGACCGACGUUCAGUUUCUGAUGUCACAUCCUGUCUGUCAGUUUGACUGACAGCUGUUUUUAACAUGUGGGAUGAACUACAUCCAGAUAAUGGAGAAUCUCUUGACAAUGUGUAGAAAUUAUUUAUUUUGUGUUCUCUGCUGGGGGCGUUGGACUACAUUAUCAUGCGAUUGAAACAAAUCAGUAAAACCUGAGGCUCAGCAAUUAAUUUGAGACAAUUUAUUGUUUAAACAUUUUUGUUUGGAAAUAAAAGUUAAUUUGGAUAACUGGAGCAGGCUCAAUUUAACACUGGGGGAAAAUAAAUACAAUUAAAAUGGUUGUUGCCCCACAAAUAAAUUAUCUAACCGUAAUGAUACCUAUAUGCAUCCCUCAACAACUAUUGUUAAGAUAUAAAAAGAUGAUAAAUUGCUUUCUUUGGGUUGGAAGGAAACCCAGAAUUCACAUAGAGAAACUAUACCAACCAAAGAAAGAAGGGGGCUUGUCUUUACCAAACAUAUUUUAUUACAGUACCUCUUUUUAAAUGGCGAAACUUGCAAAACAUUGGGGUGGAGCAAAUUAUGAUUUGGACUGGAUUCUCAUUGAGUAAGAGCUUACUUGGCCUUUUAAACCCACUGAAGCCCUGUGGCUCAAUGUGGCUAAAAUUCUAAUACACUCCAGGAAAGUUUGGCAGGAAGUACAUAAAUAAAAAAUUUCCCACAACACCCAAACAUAUGCAUCUAUUUGGCACAAUCCUAAAAUAAAAAUAGGAAAACAGACAAUUUAUUGGGCCCAGUGGUUGAGAAAAGGUAUCAGAAUAUUGGAUGACCUGUUUGAGGGGGGUAGUUUUCUCUCUUAUGAGCGAUUAAGAGAAAAAAUUAAUCUGGAUGGAAGAGGACACUUCUGGAAAUACUUACAGAUUAGACACUGCAUUAAAGAAAAGGUUUCUGUAAAUAGAGAUAUACACAUAAUCAGGCGUUACAUACAACUGCCACCACCAUCCCAAAAAGCAUCCAAGUGGUACGAGAUAUGACCGUGGAAGACUAACCAGGACUGUGGUUAUUUAAGGAGAAUAUGGGAAAAGACCAGAGUUGUGCACUGGAUGAAAAAACAUGGGGAGGAAUUCUUUUCAACACUGAGGAGUACAUCAGAGAAACCAGGAGUAAAUUUAUUCAGUACAAAAUAAUACACAGAUAUUAUUAUACUCCUGCAAGACUUUCUAUAAUGAAAUUAAUGGGAGAUGAUUUAUGCUGGAAAUGUAAGGGAGAAUGUCGCACAUACAUGCAAUGUUUAAUGUCCAAAGGUUUUUCCUCUGUGGGAAAUCAUUUUGGACUAUUUAGGAAACUGGUUGAACUAUAAACUCCCAAGAUCCCUGAGACUGCAUCUCCUUGGAGACAGAUCAGUAGUGCCACACUAAAAUAAAUUUAAAUUCUGAAUACUGAAAGCUGGUCUAUUAACCUGCGCACGUCUGAUUCUAAGAUGUUGGAAGGAACCACAAACUCCCACACUGGCUAUUUGAAAGGUUCAAAUAAUGCAAACAACUGCAUAUGAAAAAAUGCUGAUGAGAUUGAACGGAGGCAAUACGGGGGUUGAUGAACAAUGGGAAAGUUUUAAAGAAUAUAUGUGUAGAAGAAAUAAUGUAAACGUGAAAAUUGGUGAAAUGUCCUGGACUCAAUGACUGCCUUCCCUAUAGUAGAACAUCUGUGUUUUGAUCAUUUAUGACCGACACUGCCUGUCCCAUAAUUUUUUUCCUUUCACUGUUCAAGGAUAUUGUU
This is a messenger RNA of Thalassophryne amazonica, 3355 nucleotides long. Its product is annotated as zinc finger protein 213-like. Gene Ontology annotation, biological process: regulation of transcription by RNA polymerase II. The transcript is spliced from 2 exons. Bases 65 to 1150 code for a protein of 361 amino acids. Gene Ontology annotation, molecular function: DNA-binding transcription factor activity, RNA polymerase II-specific; RNA polymerase II cis-regulatory region sequence-specific DNA binding. NCBI's taxonomy places the organism in Eukaryota, Metazoa, Chordata, Actinopteri, Batrachoidiformes, Batrachoididae. The record is from RefSeq and is a predicted model, not a curated record.